GUCAAUCUCUCCGCCCAUCAGAAGUACAACCGUUUGUGCGUCAUUUCGCUUGAUUCACUGAAGUAAAUUCUAGCGUGUAUUUGCUAGUCCGCUCAAAAUUCUUCCUGGACGCCAUCAAUCACUUUCUGUAUCAAACGCGCUUUUGUACUCAUUCUUGUGCAACUCCCACAAUUCGAAAGAUAUUGUUUGUCACACAAAAGAGCCCCCAAACUCAUCCUCAUCAUGACUGCGCAAGGACAUCAGGCAACCCAAGAUCUACUCGAUGACCGUUUAGGUACUCGAUCUAUGGGACGCCGGUUGACAGAAAUUUGCUACCACGAUUUGACGCGGCACAAAGCAGAAGAAACCCGACUGAUUACUCCCUUGACCCUCCGGAUCGGCGAAAUCGCCCUUGCUCGACAGAUUGCAGCGUUUGAACAAGAUUUGCUAACUCAACAAGAACAACAACACAUCUCGACGAGAUCCACUGGGAACUUUCAUCGGGAGGCCGUGGAAAAGGCCUUUCGCGAUCGGAACAUUCCUCAACUCGUCACCAUGCUGCGGGACGCCGUCCUCCGCCAUCAAGCCCGUGUCCAAGAACGCGUGCUGCAUGCACUCCGAGCGCUUCUAGAGUCUCCCCGUGAAGGAAGUAAAGAUCAAGCAUACUUUAAGAAUUGCAUGGUUAACUGUGGUGUUCUACAAGGCAUUGCCGACUGUAUGGCUCGACACCCGGACUCAUCCAAAAUUCAACGCCACGCAACCGCCAUUUUGCUGAACCUUCCUUUCUUUGAUCCGCGCAACGACAUCGACAAGAGCCCAGUAAAUGCUACGAACGAACGUAUCUUGCGCGACUCGCGACAGGCCGUGGAUGUGACUAUGGUCGAUCUCAUGGUACAGGCCGGUUGUCUGGAGCUAAUGUUGGUUGCGGUCCAGACCAACGCGUACGACGUGCACUACAUUGUCCCCGGGGACGAAGAAGGCAAUUACGAACGUUCAUUGGCGAAUAUUCAAAUUCCGAUCGUUUGCCGUGGUAUCGAUGUCAGAUCCUCUCGCCUACUCAAGAGCUUUUCGUUCUUGCGACAAUGUAUGGCUUCCUUACUGAGUGAUAAUCAAAUGUCACCCAAGACUCUGGCAUCCUUUUUGCAUCCUCAGAUGGACACGAAAUAGACGAGAAUCGAUUGACGCACGGCAAAACCUGCCGCAUAUUUGUAAAGGCGUCCGUUGCUUGCGGCUUGUUCAUUUGCAGUGAAUGCUGCCAUUUUGUGAUAAUAUAAUUGUUGUCCCUUGUGAAUAUUAACCACCAACAAACUCACUACGUU
This is a messenger RNA of Phaeodactylum tricornutum CCAP 1055/1, 1298 nucleotides long. RefSeq lists its product with no specific name. The record is from RefSeq and is a predicted model, not a curated record. Lineage: Eukaryota; Bacillariophyta; Bacillariophyceae; Surirellales; Neidiaceae. The transcript is spliced from 2 exons. Bases 223 to 1146 code for a protein of 307 amino acids.